CUUCAUUAUAUAAGAUAAGGUAUAAAGUCUCUCGAUGUAUAUAUGGUUUUGUGCUAACGUUUGUUCUGAAAUACCAUUUGUGGAAGUGAAACUAAUAAAUGGAAAAACGCCGAAGCAAUAAUGAAGAAGCCCUCUAUUUCACUCGCUGUUCCGAAGAGGUGAGCAGCAUCGAGUGGGAGUUCAUACACAUGUCUGAACAAGAGGAAGAUCUAAUCUCUAGAAUGUACAAGCUCGUCGGAGACAGAUGGGGUCUUAUAGCUGGACGGAUUCCGGGUCGGAAAGCAGAAGAAAUAGAGAGGUUUUGGCUAAUGAGACAUGGACACGCGUUUGCCAAUAAAAAAAAAUAACAACUCAUUCAAUUGAUGUAAUUUCUAAUAAUUAAUGCAUAUUAUUAUUUGCUUUGGUUUUCUUUUUCGGAAAAUAAAAUGAAUUUUGUAAGAGUAAUGAAACGUGCAUUUAAAAUAUAUAGCUUAAUAUUAUACAUAAAUCACAUUUAUAAAAGUAUAGACUCAUUAUUUUAAAAAAUAAUAAUAUAUGACUAUGUAUAAUAUUUAAAUACAUAUAUUUUAAAUGCACAUAUAAUUACUCUUUAUGAUUUUCUAAGUUCAAGAAUUGAUUGAUCAAUUCAAAUUUCAAUCAUUAAUCCGACAUUUUAUAUAAUGAAUGAAAUGCAUUUUUAAUAAGACAAAAUUUAAUCUUA
Messenger RNA from Humulus lupulus (European hop), 700 nucleotides. Its product is annotated as transcription factor CPC. Gene Ontology annotation, biological process: cell differentiation. The record is from RefSeq and is a predicted model, not a curated record. Gene Ontology annotation, cellular component: nucleus. Bases 99 to 347 code for a protein of 82 amino acids. The transcript has 3 exons. NCBI's taxonomy places the organism in Eukaryota, Viridiplantae, Streptophyta, Magnoliopsida, Rosales, Cannabaceae. Gene Ontology annotation, molecular function: transcription cis-regulatory region binding.